Molecule: messenger RNA, 985 nt
Organism: Episyrphus balteatus (marmalade hoverfly)
Lineage: Eukaryota; Metazoa; Arthropoda; Insecta; Diptera; Syrphidae
Exons: 3
Coding region: 81-848 (255 amino acids)
Source: RefSeq, a predicted model, not a curated record
CUGUCGUUGUAAAAACCAAAGUGUCAACAAAUUAUACCUAUUUUGGAUAACACAAAAAUAUUGGUGUAGACGAAAAAGUCAUGAUGCUUUCAAAUCGAGAUCUUUCAAAAACGAUUACAAAAAACUACUGGUUCUUGCUGAUAAUUGUAACUGUACUUUUCUUUGGCACUUCUAAUGGAGCAAAGAAUCAAACCAACAUUAAGAAUACUUCUACUGAGAUUGAAGUGCAAAACAGUACUGAACUCGAAACUAGUAGUACUGAAUUGGAAGUGAAAGAAGAGCCCUAUACAAGUGUGUGGACAAUGAUGUAUGACUGGUGGAAUUGGAUGAUUGGUGGUUAUGCUCAGACAAAGAAUGCCGUUGGAGAACCUCGAACAUUCGGUGCAAUCAGACGUCUUCAAUUGGUUAUGAUUCCACUUGUUUUCAAAUUUGGAAUUGUCUUUGCGAUGGUGACGGCUCUCGUCUUCCUAGCCAUGAAAACUGUCUUAUUAUUGAAAUUACUACUCCUCAUGAAUGCUGCUGCUAUUUUUGCCAAAAUUUUACUUUAUAAAACUGAAAACCAUUAUCAACCACCACCUCCAUGGGUUGGUUAUAGUGGUGGUUGGGGUUAUCCACCAGUAUUACCAUCUUUCCAUGGAGAAUCACCUUUGAAUAAAGAAGUUCAUCUACAUAUUCAUGGUAGUAAUUUGGCACAUCAACCUUGGGAACGAUCAGACAUUAGUGGAUACAGUGCACCGAAUGGACUUAACGCAGAUGCAACGAAUGAACUGAAUAAUAGAGGUCCAUUGCCUUAUUUAAGAUCAUCACAAACUCAACCAAAUGCAUAUUAUGUGAAUGGAAGUGGAUAGAAAUAUAAUCUACAAAGGAACGUAGGCAGAGUUAAUUUAAAAUAUAAGCAAAACAAAAGGCCAAAAAAUUAUUUCACACCGAAGUUGAAUAUACUAACUUUUUAUGUAAAUACACUAUUAACUUUAUAACAUUUAUU